AUGCUUAUGCAACAAAUAUAUUGGAGGCCAAAUUGUGUGAUCGUACAAAAGCCAAGCCUCCGUGGCAUUGGCAGUAAUAACCAUAGAUGUUUUCAGGUUGGUUUGUCAAGAGCAUUGUUCGUAAACCAAAAGAAACAGAAGAAGUUUAAAAAUGAGUACAACAAAAUCAAAGCUAUGGUUGUGAGUGAAGAAUCAAAAGAAAGAAAACAAGUGAAAGCUACAGUAACUGUUAAACCAGCAGGUGAAGGGGUUUUGUCAAAACUGGGUUUACAAAGAGGUCUUGAUAAAAUAAGUGAAUUGAUGGGUAAAACAAUUCUCUUGGAGCUUGUUAGCUCUGAGCUUGAUCCAAAGACGAAACUAGAAAAGAAAAGAAUCAAAGGUUACGUUCAUUUGACGAAUCGAUCAGCAGAAGAGGUUAAAUAUGAAUCUGAAUUUGAAGUACCAGCAAAUUUUGGAGAGAUUGGUGCUGUUCUUGUGGAAAAUGAACAUCGAACAGAAAUGUUUAUGAGAGAAAUUGUUCUUGAUGGCUUUCUCACUGGUCCUGUUAAAUUUUCAUGUGAAUCUUGGGUUCAUUCCAAGUUUGACAACCCUACUAAGAGAGUGUUUUUCUCAAACAAGUCAUAUUUGCCAUGUGAAACACCAGAAGGAUUGAAAUUGUUAAGAGAAGGGGAACUAAUAAGUUUACGAGGCAAUGGUCAAGGCGAACGCCAAACCUUUGAACGAGUAUAUGAUUACGAUGUGUAUAAUGACCUCGGAGAUCCAGACACCGAUCCCAAACACAAGAGACCUGUUCUUGGUGGAACUGAACAUCCAUAUCCUAGACGUUGUAGAACCGGAAGACCUCGCUGUAAUACUGAUCCAUUGUCUGAGAAAAGAAGUAACAAUGUCUACGUGCCUAGGGACGAAUGCUUCUCUGGUGUUAAACAACUUGUAUUUUCCGAAAAUACCUUACAAUCUGUUUUCAAUCCUCUUUUGUCGGGUUUGAGAGCGUCUGUAAUUGACAAGAAUAUUGGAUUCCCUCUUUUCUCAUCCAUAGAUGAGCUUUUCAAUGAAGGAUUUAAUUUGCCUCCUCAAAAGGAGAAAGGAUUUCUUAGGACUGUAUUGCUGCGGUUGGUCAGGCUUGUCAGUGAUGCUACGAUUCUUCGUUUUGAGACUCCCGCUACAGUGGACAAGGACAGAUUCUUUUGGUUUAGGGAUGAAGAAUUCGGAAGACAGACUAUAGCUGGCCUUAAUCCUUGUUGCAUCCAAUUGGUUACGGAAUGGCCAUUGAAAAGCAAACUUGACCCUAAUAUUUAUGGUCCUGCGGAAUCAGCGAUAACUACUGAGAUAAUUGAACAACAAAUAGGAGGGUUCCUUACUGUUGAAGAGGCCAUAAAACAGAAGAAGUUGUUCAUCCUAGACUACUAUGAUUUUUUCUUGCCAUUAGUAGAGGAAGUUAGAAAACUUGAAGGGACAACAUUGUAUGGAUCGAGGACAUUGUUCUUCCUGACGCACGACGGUGCAAUAAGACCCCUAGCAAUUGAGCUAGCUCGGCCGCCGAUGAAUGGAAAGCCACAGUGGAGGCAAGUGUUCACACCUUCUUGGCACUCAACUGAAGUUUGGCUUUGGAGACUUGCCAAAACUCAUGUCCUUGCUCAUGAUGGUGGCUUUCACCAACUUGUUAGUCACUGGUUGAGAACUCAUUGUAGUACAGAACCAUACAUCAUUGCAACAAACAGGCAACUCAGUGCAAUGCAUCCAAUCUACAGAUUAUUACUUCCACAUUUUAGAUACACACUGGAAAUCAAUGCACUUGCACGUGAAAAACUAAUAAAUGUAGAUGGAAUAAUAGAGAGUAGCUUCACUCCCAAACAACAUUCCCUCUUAGUAAGUUCUAUAGCCUAUGAUCAACACUGGCAAUUUGACUUACAAGCCCUCCCCAAUGACCUAAUCCACAGAGGAAUUGCAGUAAAAGAUCCAAAUGCCCCUCAUGGAUUGAAACUGGCCAUAGAAGAUUACCCUUAUGCAAAUGAUGGCCUUGUUCUUUGGGAUGCUAUCAAAUCUUGGGUCACCGAUUAUGUCAACCACUACUAUAAUACAGAUUCAAGAAAUGUUGAGUCAGAUAAAGAAUUACAAGCAUGGUGGGAAGAGAUUCGAAAUGUUGGACAUGGUGACAAGAAAGAUGAACCUUGGUGGCCUAAUUUGAAAACAAAUGAAGAUCUUAUUGAAAUUGUGACCACCAUUGUUUGGAUAACAUCAGGACAUCACGCGGCCAUGAAUUUUGGUCAGUACACUUACGCGGGAUAUUUUCCUAAUAGGCCUGCCAUUGCGAGAACCAGCAUGCCUACAGAAGACCCCUCUGAUCAAGAACUAGAACUUUUCUAUAAUAAACCAGAAGUGACAUUGUUGAAGUGUUUUCCUUCGCAAAUUCAAGCAUUGACGGUGAUGACAGUGUUGGAUAUUUUGUCUACUCAUUCCCCAGACGAGGAAUAUCUUGGACAAACGAUUGAGCCGGCUUGGGAAGAGGAACCAAUGGUUAAGGCUGCUUUUGAAAAGUUUAAAGGGAAGUUAACGGAGCUUGAAGGUAUAGUUGAUCAGAGGAAUGCUGAUAAGAAUCUGAGGAAUAGAAAUGGUGCUGGGAUUUUGCCUUAUGAGCUUUUGAAGCCAACUUCAGAACCUGGUGUAACAGGAAAAGGUGUUCCAUAUAGCAUCUCUAUUUGA
Molecule: messenger RNA, 2700 nt
Organism: Vicia faba (fava bean)
Lineage: Eukaryota; Viridiplantae; Streptophyta; Magnoliopsida; Fabales; Fabaceae
Source: the annotation of a GenBank genome assembly